This is a messenger RNA of Gracilinanus agilis (Agile Gracile Mouse Opossum), 1740 nucleotides long. It is a transcript of the gene FANCE, whose product is annotated as FA complementation group E. Gene Ontology annotation, cellular component: Fanconi anaemia nuclear complex. Gene Ontology annotation, biological process: interstrand cross-link repair. The transcript is spliced from 11 exons. Lineage: Eukaryota; Metazoa; Chordata; Mammalia; Didelphimorphia; Didelphidae. The record is from RefSeq and is a predicted model, not a curated record. Bases 1 to 1740 code for a protein of 579 amino acids.
AUGCCUGGUUAUCAAAAAGACAAAGCUUCAGGCAUUAAGCCCUAUAUGCACUACAUGGAUACUGACUUCCGGGAACGGGACUUUUUCUUGUGCAAGAUGCCCUCUCGGACCCCUAAGCAGCCAUCCUGGCCCGGUGCCGAGUUCGACCCCGGUCCGCUGGCAGAGGGAUGGGUGGCGCGAUUUAGGGCUCAGUUAGAGCCCUCUGCUCUUCUCCUGCUGCAACUGCUGCAGUCUGGGCCCGGCGGAGUCUUGGGGGCGCUUAGGGCCCUGCAGAGGCUCCGGGCUGGAAGCUCCGAGCGGCCCUUCUGCUGGGGCCCCUUCCUGGAGGCACUCAGCCGAGAGGAGCCUGUGCUCGAGGGGCUCGACCGCCGCCUGGAGCUGAAGCCGCUGUUACUGCAGUUACCCCAGUUGUGCCAAAGGAACCUCUUGUCCUUGCUGUUAGCUGUACAUACUGAGCUACCUAAGAGUGGACUCCUUCUUGUACUUCAGGCAGCCAAGUGUGACCCAAUCCUGGACACCUGGCUUCAGGCCUUGAGAGGAUUGCUGCAGAGGGAAAUAACUACAGAUGAGGUUAUCAAGGAGGCCUCUCCACUGACUCAAGGGUGCCAGGAACGACUCCGAAGUCUGUGCAGACACAUCCGAAGAGAACAUAGGCCAGGCCAUCCUCUGGACUUUAGGGGAACUGAGGACAUGGGUACUCAGCGCCCUGGCAAACGAAGAAAGGAUCCUGAAAUGGAGUCUGAAGACUCUGAGAGAGAGUUCCCUAAGAGACUUCGAUCCCUGGAAGGAAAAGGAGAGAAAGAAGAGGAAGAGCAGCAGCUCCAAGAGAGGACCACAAAUGAACAGGAAUCAUCUGUCAGUGGAGACCCAGCAUCAUCCCAAAGAACUGAAGGCAACAGUGACCAGCCCAUUCUGGAAGCAGUGACCAGCAGUGCUACUGACAGUCAGCAGGAAAAGCUGCUUGAGAUUCAGGAGCUACCCAAAGCCAUCAAGGACCAAGUGCCACGAAUCCUAGAGCUGCUGGAAACUGAAUGGGAGGGACUAGAGGGAACACUACCCCUGGAACUGCAGUUUCUCCAUGAGUGUAGCCCCAGCCAGCUGGAGAAUCUUUGCUCACAGUUGAGGCUCUCUCGGCUCUCAGAUACCACCCUCCUGCAGUUCUGCAACAGACUCCUGGCACUCUCACCGGACCUCAGCUGUAGCAGUGCCACCAUUCUUUCGAGGAUCCUUUUUCUUGAACAGGUUCUUUCUCUGACAGCUUCAGCCUCUCGUCUGUUUAGAGCUGCCUUAACUGCAUUCUGUGGCAGGUAUCCUCAUCCUGUCUGCACAGGUCUCCUCAUUCCAGCAUUACAGGCCACAGGCACAGGCCCCACACAAACAGAAAUUCUUUGUUGCCUGCUGGAGGGGGACACUCUGGAGUCAGACAUGCUGGUGCUGGUGUUAAAACAGAUCUUAGAGUUGCCCUGGAGAGAGGAGACCUUCACCGUGAUGCAGUCCCUUCUAGGGCGGCAGAUGGACCUGUCAGCAGAGAGCUUCAGUGUCUUGGUGCAGAAGCUGGCUCACGAGGGCCUGGCUGCCCCCCAUUCUGUAGGCUGUGCCAAGCUGGUGCUGACGGUUGUGACCAAGUACCAGGAUCAGGUCACAGAGGCCCACAGGGUCUGCCUCGCCUCUGCAAUGGAGUUCAACACCACUUUCCUGAAGAAGCCUCUGCAGGUGGCCCUGAGACGUUUGACCUCAUGA